GCCGAGGGCUGACAUUUUCUCCAGGGUCUCCGCCGCAGGGAACCCAGCGCUGAGAGCCCCGGGGCUUUGAACAGACUGAGACCACUUGAGGCUUGUUUUGUAGACAAAAAAAAAUCACCAGACUGAUCCAAGAGCAGCAACUCUAAAGGACCGAGGAGAGCUCCCCGCCUGAACCCCUCCUGACAGCAAGAAGGACUCUGGACAGCCUGAAGUGAAGGGUCACUGAGCUCAGACACUCUCCUUCCAUUGACUCCCAAUUAUACACACAUAGGGGAAAGUCACACAGACGGACACAUCUGCAGGACGACACGUACAUCUUCACAUUUCACACGCAGACUCUUGGGUGCACACACAAAGACUCAUCCGUGCACAAACACAGACAUACACUCACACACAGGGCCUCUGAGCAGGAUGAGGGAACCCUGGAGGUGCCUGCUGGGCCUUUGCCUCCUAGCAUGCUCGGCCUCCACCCACAGUGCCGCCAAUCCCUUCGCAGGGCAGCAGACCCCACCGGACCCUUGCUAUGAUGACACAGGCGCAGCCCGCCGCUGUAUCCCCGAGUUUAUCAAUGCCGCCUUCGGCAAGGAGGUGAUGGUGUCCAGCGUCUGCGGCCGGCCUGCGUCCCGUUCCUGCAGCGUGGUGGAGAGGGGCGACGAUCGGCCCUCUGUGCGCACAUGCCAAAUCUGUGACGCGGCUGACCCUCGCCGUGCCCACCCUGCUUCCUACCUCACUGACCUAAACUCAGCACACAACAUCACCUGCUGGCAGUCAGAGAAUCUGAACACCUCGCCGCACAACGUGAGCCUCACCCUUUCACUCGGCAAAAAGUUUGAGAUCACCUAUGUCAGCCUGCAGUUCUGUUCCCCACGACCCGAAUCCCUGACCAUAUACAAGAGCAUGGACUACGGCAAGACCUGGAUGCCCUACCAGUUCUACUCCUCGCAGUGCCGGCGCAUGUACAAUCGGCCCAACAAAGCAACCAUUACCAAGCAGAACGAACAGGAGGCUCUCUGCACCGAUGGCCACACUGACCUCUACCCGCUGUCUGGAGGACUCAUCGCUUUCAGCACUCUGGACGGACGGCCCUCCGGCAAAGACUUUGACAACAGCCCCGUCCUACAGGACUGGGUCACCGUCACUGACAUCCGCGUGGUCUUCAGCCGGCCCCAGCUGCCCCGGGAGCUGGGGCUGGGGGCUGGGAGCAACAGCGGAGGGAGGGACGACGACCCCAUGGCGGUGACGACGACGCUGCCGACGUAUUUCUAUGCAGUGGGAGACUUCCAGGUGGGUGGGAGGUGUAAAUGCAACGGACACGGCUCCCGCUGUCUGAAAGACAAGGAAGGCAAGCUGGUGUGCGACUGCAAGCACAACACAGAGGGACCCGAAUGUGACCGCUGCAAGCCCUUUCACUACGACCGACCGUGGCAGAGGGCCAAUGCCCGCGAGGCCAAUGAGUGUCUGCCGUGCAACUGCAACCUCCACGCCCGUCGCUGUCGAUUCAACAUGGAGUUGUAUAAGCUGUCGGGGAGGAAGAGCGGAGGGGUCUGCAUGAACUGCCGCCACAACACCGCAGGCCGCCACUGCCACUACUGCAAGGAGGGCUUUUACAGGGACAUGGCCAGACCCAUCACCCACCGACGGGCCUGCAAAGCCUGUGACUGCCACCCUGUGGGCGCGGCAGGCAAGACGUGCAACCAGACCACAGGCCAGUGCCCCUGCAAGGACGGCGUCACCGGCAUCACCUGCAACCGCUGCGCCAAGGGUUACCAGCAGAGCCGCUCACCCGUGGCCCCCUGCAUCAAAAUCCCAGUGGUCAACCCCACAGCUGUGGUGAGCAGCACAGAGGAACCAGCUGAUUGUGAGUCGUAUUGUAAACCAGUGAAGGGCAACCUGAAGAUCAACAUGAAGAAAUACUGCAAAAAGGAUUAUGCGGUGCAAGUGAACGUGCUGGACAUGGAGACGAUCGGGGACUGGGCGAAGUUCUCAGUAAAUUUGGUGUCCGUGUACAAGAGCCGCGGCGAGCCCUUGAAGCGAGGCGACAACAUCCUGUGGGUCCACAUGAAGGACCUGGCCUGCAAAUGUCCCAAGAUCCAGAUGAGCAAGCGCUUCUUGGUGAUGGGCGGCAGCGACGGCGGUGGUACGGGCACAGGGACGGGUCCGGGGGUCGGUCCUGGCGGUGGAGCGACCAGUCCGGGGGCGGAGCGCGUGGGCCUAAUGGCCGAUAAGAACAGCCUGGUGAUCCAGUGGAGGGACGUUUGGACGAGACGCCUGAGGAAGUUCCAGCGCAAAGAGAAGAAGGGGAAGUGCGGCAAAGCGUGAUGGGAAAGCAGCGUUCAUCCCUUCCCCCACCUUCAUGAACCCUUACCCCCGCAAUCUCCCUUUCCUCCCCCUGUCUUCCCCCAUCACGGGAACACUGCACAUUAGAAAGACUGCAUGUACCCUACCUGUUUUAAGGACCACGUUUUGUGUAUAUUGUAUAAUUAUUUUCCUUUUUUUUUUUUUAUUUUUCAAGGUUUGUCUUUGUUAUGUCGGUUGUCUUUUUUUGUCCAAUUGGUUUGCCUUAAAAAGGGACCAUUAAAAAGGGUAUGAAGUGUAGACAAAAGCAGACGCCAUUUCCCUCCUCGACGAC
Molecule: messenger RNA, 2629 nt
Organism: Anoplopoma fimbria (sablefish)
Lineage: Eukaryota; Metazoa; Chordata; Actinopteri; Perciformes; Anoplopomatidae
Gene: ntn2
Product: netrin 2
Exons: 7
Coding region: 412-2319 (635 amino acids)
Molecular function (GO): protein binding
Source: RefSeq, a predicted model, not a curated record